AUGGCCAACCACCUCCGCUACAACAUCUACGACCUCGACCUCAGCCACGUGCAGAACACAACGCUGCAGUGGCUGCUCCUCACCAUGUCCGACAAGUCCAUCCUUGUCAUCGAGGACAUCGACUGCUGCUGCGAUGCCAUGUUAAGGGAGGUGGACAGCAAGGAGAGGAAGACGCCGGCGAGGACUUGCAAAGAAGACGGCGGCGGCUCAUCAGAAACUUCGGACGGUACGCCGUCGCCCAAGCUCAAAUCGGAGAUCACGCUCUCGGGGCUGCUCAACUUCAUCGACGGGCUGUGGUCGACCAGUGGCGAGGAGCGCCUCAUCGUCUUCACCACCAAUUACAAGGACCGGCUUGACCCGGCGCUGCUGCGGCCGGGGCGCAUGGACAUGCACGUCUACAUGGGCUACUGCUGCUGGGAGGCAUUCAAGACUCUGGCCCGGAACUACUUCCUCGUCGACGACCACCCCCUCUUCCCGGAGAUACAGGAACUGCUUAUGGCGGUGCAGGUGACGCCGGCCGAGGUGUCCGAGAUGCUGCUGAGGACCAAUGAGCCUGACGUCGCGCUCCGGGGUCUCACGGAGUUCCUCAUAGAGAAGAAGCAGGGACAGAGCAAGAUGGAGGAAGUGCAUGAAGAGAACUAA
Molecule: messenger RNA, 642 nt
Organism: Triticum turgidum subsp. durum (durum wheat)
Lineage: Eukaryota; Viridiplantae; Streptophyta; Magnoliopsida; Poales; Poaceae
Source: the annotation of a GenBank genome assembly